AUGCAGAUUGAAAAGGAUAGAAAAGAAGAAAUUGGGAUAGACGGUAAGAUUCAAAAACCAAUAAUCCGCAAAAAAUCUUCAGCAUUAGUUGUCGAUAUUUUGGAUAAUUUAGAACUUUUCUUUAAUAAUGAAAAAGACCCAAUUGAAUUCCUCACAUUACUAGACGAAAACUUGACCAGAUUACAAAAACAGCAAAUAUUGCAGCUCCAUCGAGGAUUUAAUUUUCAAAGAUUCGUAGAGAAGAUAUCAGAGUUCCAAAAUCAAGAUAUAUUACUGCUUGGUCUUAAAAUCCUUUCAUUUCUUUGUCAAUAUUCGAGCAGCAAUAGAAAUUCGAUUUUUAAUGAAGAAUUUGCGAAUUUUAUCAAUAACAUUUUUCAUUCAGACUCCCAGCAAGCAGGUAUUUACUGUAUUUCAAUAAUAUCUGAUAUGAUUUUUUAUAAUUUUAAUUUAUAUCAAUAUUUUGCAGAUGGUUUAUUAGAAAAGAUUCUCACAAUACCACCAACAGAAAGUUCUGUUUAUACUAUCAUCCUAAUUGUUUCGAAUUUUCAAGAACAUGUCAAUGAAAUUUUACCAUUGCUUGAUUAUUUCGUUAAAUCAGAUGAUGAGCUAGCUCUCAAUCAAUUGAUGUCACUUCUUAGUUAUCUUUACACUGAAAUUGAAUCCACAGAAAUUCAAGAAAGAGUACUUCUAUUUUUCUUGCAAAAUUUCAAUCAUUUGAUAAGUUCUCGAACAAGAUUUAUCAUGUCAGCAGCUUUGAAAUUCCUUAUUGAUGUAGAAACCUCAAAGAUUAUUCUUCCAAAUGAUUUUUUCCAGCUAAUUAUUCGGAUGCUCCAAGAAAUUGAUCCAAACAAGGCAAAUGCAGAUCAGGAAUAUUCUUCAUUUAUUAUAUUAGUAGCAAGAUUUCUUUAUCACAUGGUUCCUGUUUGGAAAGGUCAAUAUGAUGAAAUUAUUUGUAAUGAAAUGAAAAGAUUUUAUGGAAAACUCGGAUUUAACUGUACUAAAAGUACUUUUAGAUGUUUUAUUGCUUAUUUCCACUUUGAACUUUGGUUCAAUGAAGAAAUUUAUGAAGAUAUUAUCAAAUACUGCGAAUCUGCUCCUAUAGCAUAUGUAUGUUUCAAAUCUGUCCUUUCAGCUUAUGGAGAAGCUCCUUCAGAUUCACUUUUUGAAUUAAUUCAAGAUUUAAUUCCUUUAGCUGAAACACAUGUUGAUGAUGAAAAUCAAACAUAUAGCUCGGCAGCUGAGAUGUUUAUAAAUGAAGCAACUCAACUUGAAUAA
Trichomonas vaginalis G3 is the source of this 1275-nucleotide messenger RNA. RefSeq names its product armadillo (ARM) repeat-containing protein family. The record is from RefSeq and is a predicted model, not a curated record. The transcript has a single exon. Bases 1 to 1275 code for a protein of 424 amino acids. Lineage: Eukaryota; Parabasalia; Trichomonadida; Trichomonadidae.